AUGGGGGGGGGUCUCGUAUCUGGGGUCUAUUACUCUUUUAGCGCGCCAUCUGUGGCGUCCAUUUGUGGCUCCCUCCGCUCGGUAGCACUCGUGGCCGUGCUUCAUACAAUCGUGCUCGAUUUGCUUUCAUGCCUAUCGCAGAAAUCUGCAGCAGGUUCUCGUAUAAGAGCAGUCAUUCGCUUUUCGAGUGGCACUCACAGGUCGAUUACACCCCACCGACAGCACUCACUCAAACAACCACAAUGCCCUUCAACCAAUCAGGCUCGCACGCUCAGGCCAACAUCCAGACCUACAAUGACGUUGCUGGCAACCAGACCAACACCACCAAGAGCACCAGCGUUGGCAACAUAUCUACUGGAAGCGGCGGUCGAGGUGGAGAUGCAGGACCGACCUUGUUCGGCGGAUCCAAAACAACUGGUUCUGGCGGCGCAGGGGGAAGCGUCACCUUCAACUAACCCAGUCGAAUGCUCCCAUGACCUUGUUUCCGCCGUGUACUUCGUCUUGAAGUCCAGAGUACCCAUUUGA
Messenger RNA from Cyclocybe aegerita, 525 nucleotides. NCBI's taxonomy places the organism in Eukaryota, Fungi, Basidiomycota, Agaricomycetes, Agaricales, Hemipholiotaceae. The record is from the annotation of a GenBank genome assembly.